Plodia interpunctella (Indianmeal moth) is the source of this 1530-nucleotide messenger RNA. Its product is annotated as cuticle protein 38-like. Lineage: Eukaryota; Metazoa; Arthropoda; Insecta; Lepidoptera; Pyralidae. The record is from RefSeq and is a predicted model, not a curated record. Bases 1034 to 1465 code for a protein of 143 amino acids. The transcript has 4 exons.
UGCGCGAACUUUGCGUAGUACGAAUGAGUGCUUUAAUUUACCGCAAUAAAAAAAUCAGCAAUGUAUACCGAAUCCGGCGAAGAUUUGCGAAGUAUUCGCGGAUAGUGUGGAGCCGGCAUUACGAUACAUACAAAAAUAAAAUUUGUGAAUAUGUGUGUGUGCCCGUGUCCAUUUGUCAAUUUAAAUAUCAUCAAACGUAUACAUAUACGUACCUAUAUAUAUACAUAUAUCUCGAAAUUAUUCAUAAUAAAUCAUUUAGAAUUUUAGAAUUACAAUAUGUGAUAAUUUCUACAUAUAAAGACUUAUUAUGACUAUAACGUAGAAAUACAAAAAUAAACAUAACUUUAAUUGAUAAAUUUGUCAGUAGUUGAUGACUGAUGAUGAUGUCGAGGGAGACGUCUAUAAAAUGUAGAAGCAAAACCCAUAGCGCGAUUUCAUACGUAACACGCCAUCUAGUGUUUACGUCAGUAGAAUAAUGACUGAAACUGUUUGUACUAAAAAAGUGUUAAGUCAGUAGUUGAUCGUUGGUCUCAUUUCUGAAUUCAUAAAUAUUUUUAUGAAUUCAAUAUAUAAAUGCUUUAAUAUAAAAAUGCUUCGACUUUAUAAAAAUUAUAAAAAAAUCUGAAAAUAAAUGUCCUAAUUAGUUGUAUGUUCAAGAUUUUUUAAAGAAUAGAAAAAAGCUGAGCGGAUCACAUUAUCAUUAUAGUACCACCACAUUAUUAUACUAUUAAUCUAGAUCUGUUUUCAAAAUAUAUAUUCAAUCAAACAUAUUUUUCAAAAUGACCACCCACUAAAAUGCAAGUAUGCGGUUAAUUUCGUACAUAAAACAUGUAAACCGCACAUAGUUUAUAGGGGUCAAAACAAAGAUCAACAAAUAGAAACAAAAAUUGGUGGAAAUUAUAAAAACGUUUGAAUAAAAAACUAGGUGUGUUCUGUCUCAAUCCAAAUAAAAGGCCGUAAAAUAGUAGCUCUGAGAGGAAUUCCUACGUGGAGGCCGGGGUCAAGUGAGGCUAGGACGUCAGGAUUUACAUACAUGGUAUUAUUAGCACUGGUCUCCCUGGCCGCUGCUAAACCAAAGCCGGGUCUGUAUGACCCCUGGGGAGGUCCAUCAAUAUCAUCGCUAGGUCUAGUGCACCAACCAGCUGUGUCUAUAGCCCAGCCGUUGGUACACGCGCCAGUAGUACACGCCGCGCCAGUAGUACACGCCGCGCCGCCAGUAGUACACGCCGCGCCAGUAGUACAGGCCGCGCCAAUAAUAGCUAAGCCUGCAGCCACUAGCUAUUCCUCCUUCCAACAGGUCGUUCACCCCGUGUCCGUGGCACAGGUGCAUACUCCGGUGAUCUCCCAACCAGUGUAUCAUCAACCAGUCGUGCAAGCAGUCGCCCAACCAGUGGUACAUGCGCCAGUAGUCCAACCUGUCUACUCCAAGUACUUGUCAGUGGGCUCCUAUGGACACGGGUGGUGAUGAGCUAGCGUUGAGAUCAUGUCCGUUAUGUUGGUGCAAAUAUUAUAUAUAUUAAAUUAUUUGUC